AUGGCAUCGAAAAAGCCCAUUCUCUCGCGUCGCAAUACCAGAUCUGAAGGCAACGAGCAGACCGAACUAGAAACUCUCGGCAGGCGUGCAGAAGACCCGGCGGCUAGCGACGCUACUCGCAAUGCCACUGUGCGAACCAACAUGGUCCCAGGAGAAUUGAGCAGCAGAACAGGUGAUAGUAGUGGAACAGUUCAUGAUGGUGCAGGCCCCAAUCCCCCGGGAACUGUCAACGGAGCAGGAACUUUGAGAAGGCCCAAGUCCUUGAUAGGACGCGCACGCUGGGAGGAACACAAAAAAUGGACAUUCAAGCGGAACGGCUACUUAUGCACACUCGCAGGAUUCAACCUUAUCCUCGCCUCCAUCUUCCUUGCCACUAGUGAUGCGGCUUUCUGGCUUUGUUACGACACUGCUGGACUUGCAUUUCGUAUUCUUUUCACAAUUGUUGCACUCACACCCCUGUUUCUUAUCAUAAUUGCAUUCAUUCACAGCUACUUCAGACACAAUUGAUUUAUAUAUUAAAAGAUGGUCCUCAAUACCUAUUACCAUUGUUUUGUAUCUGUAGUAGAAAUGG
Suillus clintonianus is the source of this 571-nucleotide messenger RNA. RefSeq lists its product as uncharacterized. The record is from RefSeq and is a predicted model, not a curated record. The coding region runs from base 1 to 507 and encodes 168 amino acids. The transcript is spliced from 2 exons. NCBI's taxonomy places the organism in Eukaryota, Fungi, Basidiomycota, Agaricomycetes, Boletales, Suillaceae.